This is a messenger RNA of Protopterus annectens (West African lungfish), 1673 nucleotides long. RefSeq names its product alcohol dehydrogenase class-3-like. The transcript is spliced from 9 exons. The coding region runs from base 104 to 1285 and encodes 393 amino acids. Gene Ontology annotation, biological process: formaldehyde catabolic process. Gene Ontology annotation, molecular function: S-(hydroxymethyl)glutathione dehydrogenase [NAD(P)+] activity; zinc ion binding. Gene Ontology annotation, cellular component: cytosol. NCBI's taxonomy places the organism in Eukaryota, Metazoa, Chordata, Ceratodontiformes, Protopteridae. The record is from RefSeq and is a predicted model, not a curated record.
AUAUAGAUUGCUCCUCAUACCAACCUUGCUUUGUUCAGUGCAGUACAAAAUAUUUCAACACUCUUCUUCAAGCUAUAUCACGUUUCUGCAAAAAAGGAACAAUAUGAGUACUGCAGGAAAAGUUAUAACAUGCAGGGCAGCUGUCGCAUGGGAAGCAGGCAAACCCCUGUCUAUUGAGGAAAUUGAAGUUGCUCCACCCAAGGCUCAUGAAGUCCGUAUUAAGAUUGUAGCCACUGGUGUUUGCCAUACUGAUGCCUAUGGGUUGCGCUGUAUACUUGAACCUAUUGACAAAGAUGAUUUUCCAUUUCCUGGUGUAAACCUGGGGACUUUCCCAAUGAUCUUGGGACAUGAAGGAGCAGGAAUCGUGGAAAGUACUGGUGAAGGAGUAACUAACGUUGAGCCUGGUGAUGCUGUUAUUCCACUCUGGUUACCACAGUGUGGUAAAUGUAAAAGCUGUUUGGAUCCCAACAAUAACAUAUGCAAAAUGCUCAGAGAAAACCAAAUGCUUGGCCUGAUGCCUGACAAGACCAGUAGAUUCACCUGCAAAGGAAAGCAGGUGUUCCACUACAUGGGAACCAGUACCUUCUCGGAGUACACAGUUGUGAUGGAUAUCUCAGUUGCCAAGAUUGAUAGCGCUGCACCCCUCAACAAAGUGUGCCUACUAGGCUGUGGGUUUUCCACUGGUUAUGGUGCUGCCAUUAACUCUGCCAAGGUGAAACCAUUGUCUACUUGUGCUGUGUUUGGUUUGGGCGGAGUGGGUCUUUCUGCUGUUUUGGGUUGUAAGAACGCUGGUGCAUCACGUAUUAUUGGUGUUGACAUCAACAAAGACAAAUUUGAGAAGGCAAAACGAUUCGGUGUAACAGAAUGCAUCAAUCCAAAGGAUCACAGCAAGCCCAUUCAUGAAGUCUUGAGAGAGAAAACAGAUGGAGGAGUGAAUUUUGCGAUUGAAUGCACUGGAAAUAUUGAUAUCAUGCAAUCAGCACUAGAAUGUUGCCAAACAGGAGGUGGAACCUGUGUAAUUGUUGGAGGAGCUGCAGCUGGUGCUAUCUCUGUCAAGCCAUUCCAUCUGUUACUGGGCCGUAUACUAAAAGGGAGUUUUUUUGGAGGCUGGAAAGGAGUUGAUGAUAUACCCAAACUCGUAAAUGAAUGUAUUGCAAAGAAAAUCAGUCUUGAGAAUUUAGUGAGUUUUACACUGCCUUUGGAAAAAGUCAAUGAAGCAUUUGAACUGAUGGAUGCAGGAAAAAGUGUUCGAACUGUCCUGGUGCAUCAGCAUCACCAAAACUGAAAGACAGCUGCAGAACCUUCACCUUGUUCUUUACCCACAUGAUUUGACAGUGUGCUUCCAUGAAUUGACAGUAAAACAGUUAACAACCACUUGAGAAACUGGUGAAGCUGACAAAGUGACUUCUAUUGAAAAUCAUCACCAUUUUAUUAGUCCUUUUCUUCUACAAAGUUAAUAGAUGCAUGAUUCCUGUACUCUUCAUCUCAUAGUAUCAUCUGUAAUGCAGUCUAAUUUACAAGUAUUUGUCUGAAAAUACAUUUGAAACUAUGAUAUACCUCUCAAACUCUUAGAACAAGAAUCAGGGACAAAGCCAAAAAUAAUGGGGGAGAAAAGCACAAAAACAGGAAUACAUUUAAAAAGCAUUGUUCUAAUAAACUUGGUUGUUGGAGUG